ACCUCUGUGACUUGGUACGUCUCCAGAGAAACCAUCUCGAUGAAUGCCAGUCACAGCUCGCACGAGUCCGGCCGCCAUUCCUGGCCGCAAUUUCAAGAGUGCUCAGUCUUCUCUUUGAUGAGAGAGAUACAAUCAAAGAGAUGAGUUCGUAGCCUAGACGAUUUGGAGGGGACCUUAUGAACGAUAUUUGUGUUAUGGUGUUGUUGCCAUAAACAGGUUGAGCUGGAAUCGAAUCGGAGCCUCUGUGAAGAAAGUUGUUGCCUGUUGUUGAUUGAUUCACAGAUCUGCGCGUGUUGAGUAGCAGUAUAAGCUCGUCCAAACCAGAGUAGCUGGUGGUAGAUCUAUAUUUUCCCUUCGAUCCUUGCCCUUGUGUUUGGUAGGUUGACUGAGCGACAACCCCUUUAUUGGCGAGCUAGAUCCGGACCUGACACAGCAGAGGGAGCACACUGGAAGAUUUUGGACAGCUCCGCUUCCUUUUGUAUAUAAAUCUCGUAGUAGAAAGAGGUGCCUAAGCAAGCAUGCAGAGCUGCGCGGCCCAGGCCGCUGGAGCGGGUACUGCCGCUUUCAGGUUCGCUGCUGGCGAUCCGAGUGCGAGAACGACAGAUGCCGCAUCCUCCUCCUAUGAUGCAAGCAGAAGUUACGGUAACCGCUCCUUACUCAGGGCAGACCCUCUGGAGCAACUUAGAGGGCGGCAGGUAGGCGCUGGCAGAGUCCCGCAGGUACCUAGGAAGGCAUGCGUGCAGGCUAUCCUGCGGGUGGAUAGAGAGGCUGCUGACAGAGACAGAGAGGAUGGCAGCGAGAAGGGGGCGCAGCGAAAGAGGAGCAGCUUCAGUCUGCAAGCCUCUUCCUCUUUGGCAAUGCCGAGCCUGGAUUUCCCCAGGUCUAGAAGCACCAGUCCAGUCAGGCAAAAGACGGCGCAGGAAAGGGUUGACGAUGCUGUACGGAAACAGGCGGCUUUGAUGGCGGACAUACGGAUACCGCCUGGGGCUGAAAUGGACGGCGAGUUGCUGGAGACAGCAUAUGAGAGGUCUGGAGAGGUUUGCGCCGAGUACGCAAAGACGUUCUACCUUGGCACCAAACUCAUGACUCCUGAGAGGCAACGCGCAAUCUGGGCCAUCUAUGUUUGGUGCCGUCGCACCGACGAGCUGGUUGAUGGCCCCAAUGCGUCUCACAUCACGCCCGCCGCGCUGGACCGGUGGGAGCAGCGCCUGGAGGACGUGUUUGCCGGGAAGCCGUUUGACAUGCUGGACGCUGCGCUCACAGACACCGUCCGAAAGUUUCCUGUUCACAUCCAGCCGUUCCGCGACAUGAUCGACGGCAUGCGCAUGGACCUGUACAAGAAGCGCUACGAGACGUUUGAGGAGCUGUACCUCUACUGCUACAAUGUUGCCGGCACCGUCGGCCUCAUGAGCACGCCCGUGAUGGGCAUUGCGCCCGAGUACGCCGAAGAUGAGGACGCCGUUCGCGAAAUCUAUGAUGACGCACUGGCGCUCGGGAUUGCCAACCAGCUGACCAACAUCCUGCGGGAUGUGGGCGAAGAUGCGCGCCGCGGCCGCAUCUACCUCCCGCUUGAGGAGCUGAGCCGCUUUGGCGUGACGGAGCAGGACAUCUUCGACGGUGUCGUGACCGACAGGUGGCGUUCGUUCAUGAGGUGGCAGCUCGCGCGCGCCCGCGACUACUUCGCCAAGGCGGAGAGGGGCGUCAUGAAGCUGGACAGGCAGAGCCGGUGGCCGGUGUAUGCUUCCUUGGUGCUCUACCGCCAGAUCCUCGAUUCCAUCGAGAAGAAUGAUUUCGACAACUUCCAUAAACGGGCUUAUGUGCCUAAGUUCAAGAAGCUACUUUCGCUCCCAGAAGCUUUUGUGAGGUCCCAGUUGCCACACUCUUCUCACGGACUCAAAGUGGCGUCAUCCAGCAAGGUAGCGGAAUAGCAAGAGGAUACUUUUGAAGAGGAGGACGCUCACAUUGAGAUCAACUUGAAGCACAAAGUGCCACCUUUGCUUUAUGGUCCAGUGACAUUUAUAAAGAAUAAUAUGCAUAAAGAGGUGAGGUACGAAGCACCGGCCAUCUUGAGCGAAAGUUGGAAAUUUUGUAGGAUGCCGCAAGCCAAGUAUGUGCAAGCAACAGCUCCUACGUUAAGGUUUCCAGUGGAUACCUGGAAUGAGCCAAGUCAUCAUUAACCAUGCAAGUGGUUAUUGCAUACCUGUCUCCAAUCCGUCUGGCUCUCAAUGCAGUACGUUGAAAUCGCAGU
Messenger RNA from Klebsormidium nitens, 2248 nucleotides. The record is from the annotation of a GenBank genome assembly. NCBI's taxonomy places the organism in Eukaryota, Viridiplantae, Streptophyta, Klebsormidiophyceae, Klebsormidiales, Klebsormidiaceae.